Messenger RNA from Sinocyclocheilus grahami, 1868 nucleotides. RefSeq names its product zinc finger protein 180-like. Gene Ontology annotation, cellular component: nucleus. The record is from RefSeq and is a predicted model, not a curated record. NCBI's taxonomy places the organism in Eukaryota, Metazoa, Chordata, Actinopteri, Cypriniformes, Cyprinidae. Gene Ontology annotation, biological process: regulation of transcription by RNA polymerase II. The transcript is spliced from 4 exons. The coding region runs from base 249 to 1367 and encodes 372 amino acids. Gene Ontology annotation, molecular function: DNA-binding transcription factor activity, RNA polymerase II-specific; sequence-specific DNA binding.
GUAGUGGUCGUCUGAGGGAAGAUCCUUGAUAUGCUUGUGGACUACUUGGACUUUCCCAAUGCGUCUUGACGAAGUGGAGUACGGUAUUGCAUACCGAGGGGUGUAUCCAUCCACGAUGCGUUUCGCGAGAAAGGGGUGACGGUUCGUUUCUAGGCAGUUGUUCUGGGGGACUUCUGUAUAUUUAACACUACUUUGGUAGGUGGGAAGAGGAAGAAUGAAAGAGGUCUUCCAACGGAGCGGUCGUAAACAUGAACGGUGCCCUUUACAUUUCGUUUUUCCAAGGUCAGCUGGAGUCCGCGCUGGAGCAGGUAGUGCAGCUCGCCGUUCAGGAAAUCACCAAGACUGUUGGGGCCACUUUGAAUUCAAUGCUAUUGGAAACGGCCACCAAAGAGCAAGAAAAUCAGCGUUUAAGGGCGACCCUUCAGUCUCGUGGAGGGAACGGGAAUAGCGCUGCGUAUAAGAGAAAAACCGACACGAACGAUGAAACAAAGCAACACGCCCCCAGUCAAAGCCCUGAAUGUGGCGUUCAAUCUGAAACGCUCAGGCGUGAACAGAAAGCGCGAGCAGUUGGUCAGUUAAAAUCUGUAAUGGAACAUGUGCUGGAAUUCGCCGUUUGUGAGCUGACUAAAAUCGCGGAAGACAGCUUUGACGACCUGCUCUCGGAGUUCACCAAGAAGGAGUGGGAAAACCAGAUACUAAAAGAGCAGUUACAGGACAAGAACAUAGUGGAGGACAGUGAUGUGCUUGCUGUGGAAACGGAGGACCGCAAAAACGACUCUGCCUCUCCUAGCAGUUCCAAAGCAGAAAAGCAAGAGUCGAAAGGCCUGCAGGACCAAUCGCACAAAAAAGAGUGGGAAAAAACUGAAACCACAAAUGAACCAGACAAGCAGACUGUCAUUGCAGUGGCUCAGGACUGGGUGCCCAUCCUGGACAAAGUCUUCGGGCAGAAGUGGUGCAGUGACCUCUGGCAGUUCAAAGAGGUCACCAACAGUAAAGAGGAGCUCACUGGGCUGAGCUCGGGCUCGGUGACCGACAUGGACAGCUUAAUUCGGGAGACGCUCAUGCCGUCUUGCCUGGCCACUCAGAGGAAGCUGGAGCUUGAGGUGGGCCAGCCACCCUGGUUGCCACUUGACGAUAUGGAGGUUGUUUCUUUAACCUCUGAGACUCAAGGCGUUCCUGUCAUCAGCUCCACAGAAUCCCAUGCUUGCAAAGAGUGCGGCAGGAAGUUCAGCCGAGCGCAUCUUCUCAGAGCCCAUCGACAAACGCACGAGGAGACGACCAACCGAUGCCCUCAAUGUGGAAAGAGUUUCUCCCAGUCUUCAAGGCUCCAGGCUCACUUACAGACGCACAUGGACAAAACGAUAUGAGAGAGUGUAGAUGAAAGAAAUUUAGGAGGAUAGGUGGGGAGGUUUUCCAGUGAUUUGUUGCUUCUUGAAGUGAGUCAGACUUUCAAAUUCAUUUCAAGUACUGAUAAUGGACAUGCAAGAAACGUGUAGCCUUUUUGCUAGUUUGAAGGUACACUGAGGUAAUUAGACAUCUGACACAAUUUAAGAUGUUUUUACCUCCAUUUCGUUUCCCUAAUUUUAGGGAUUAUUGGAAGAAGCAAAUACUAGUAACAACAAGCUGUGUACACAGUGUAAAUAUCAAAGUAGGGCUGCAUAGACCAUCACAAUAAGGAUCGAAGAAUUUCCUUUUUCCAUUGGGUAUUUUUUCAUAAUUCAAGUUUGAAAAGAUCCUAAAACUUUGUAAAUAUUUUAAACAUGUUACAUGAAGAUGUCGUGGAAAAGGAAUUCGCUAGUUAAUAGGCCCAUGCAGCAUGCUGGUCUUGUUUCUUUUUACAACAUUUGGAAUGUGAUCAAACGAACCAG